Messenger RNA from Grosmannia clavigera kw1407, 282 nucleotides. RefSeq lists its product as uncharacterized. Bases 1 to 282 code for a protein of 93 amino acids. The record is from RefSeq and is a predicted model, not a curated record. The transcript has 2 exons. NCBI's taxonomy places the organism in Eukaryota, Fungi, Ascomycota, Sordariomycetes, Ophiostomatales, Ophiostomataceae.
AUGAUGAAGAAUAAUGACCCGUCCUUUUCCGGCGGUGAUCUGCCUUGCCGCGUUCUCUCCUUCAGCCCGACGGGGCAGGCGCAAGGUUACAGGGUGAGCAGAGAGCACCUUGUGCCCUCUUUUGUGCGGUCCAUUAUGACAGGAGGAAACGACUUCGACAGUGAGACGCAUCCUCCUUCUGGCCUGCUUCUCGUCGGACAGCUCGUCCUGCCCGCAGGAAGCGGCAGCCGAGACUUCCGCGUCUGGCCCUUUCCCGUCACCGCCUCCCAGACGGCCGUGUGA